AUGUCUCUCAACGUAUCCACCAGGCUCCCACUCAUCGGAGUGCUUGAUUUGAUUCCGAAGCUAGAACUGAAAGGCGGCUUCCUUGAGUGGUCUCGAUGCCUCAAGCAGGCCCUUGACACACAGGACACGAAUUACUGGUCGAUUCUCAUUGAUGGACCGAUAAUCUGCCCAACUGACAAAGAAGCCGCCAGUCACUCCAUUUUGCUUGAUCUUCUUACAAUUAUCCGUCCCAGAAUCGACCUAAAGCUGCACUCACUCCUCGCGUCUGUUGACACCCCUCGGAUUGCCUUCAAAAUUUUGAAGGACUACUUCACCGACACCGAGCUUCAUCGCGAUCAUCCCAGGUACAUUCAGUGGAUUGACUGUGUGUACACACCGCCGAUGCAUCCGUUGUAUCUUAUCAUCGAUUGGUAUUUCGUCUUGAAACAACUGGUCGAGCUUCCUGGAAUCGCCCCAUUCUCAUUCAACAUCGAACUCCACCAGUUCUUUGUUGCUGUCAGUGCUAGUGGCAGCCCGGCAGUGGAAUGGACUAAAAGUUUUGAAAUUGACCCCACUUGGCCGGGGAAUGAGAUGCUUAAAAAGGUUCUCCUUGACUUCCUUCGCUUGGAAAUGAGGCGCUUGCAUACUGCUGUCUAA
This is a messenger RNA of Penicillium vulpinum, 636 nucleotides long. RefSeq lists its product as uncharacterized. The coding region runs from base 1 to 636 and encodes 211 amino acids. Lineage: Eukaryota; Fungi; Ascomycota; Eurotiomycetes; Eurotiales; Aspergillaceae. The record is from RefSeq and is a predicted model, not a curated record. The transcript has a single exon.